Acanthisitta chloris (rifleman) is the source of this 660-nucleotide messenger RNA. It is a transcript of the gene GRAP, whose product is annotated as GRB2-related adaptor protein. Gene Ontology annotation, molecular function: protein binding. The record is from RefSeq and is a predicted model, not a curated record. The transcript is spliced from 5 exons. Lineage: Eukaryota; Metazoa; Chordata; Aves; Passeriformes; Acanthisittidae.
AUGGAGUCAAUGGCUCUGUACAACUUCCAGACGACGGAGAAGGACGAGCUCCCCUUCCAUAAAGGGGACAUCCUGAAGAUCCUCAACAUGGAAGAUGACCAGAACUGGUACAAGGCUGAGCUGUUCGGCUGUGAGGGCUAUGUCCCCAAAAACUACAUCAAGGUCAUGCCACACCCGUGGUACGCGGGCAGGAUCUCCCGGCAGCUGGCAGAGGAGCGGCUCCUCAAGCGCAACCACCUUGCUGGAAGAGUCUGGGCACUGCCAGCAUCCCCAAGGCCUGGGUAACAUCCACCCUCCUUCCGCAGCUACGGGAAGCAUGUCCAGCACUUCAAGGUGCACAGGGAGAAGAAUGGCAGAUAUUUCCUCUGGGAGGAAAAGUUUAACUCCCUCAAUGAGCUGGUGAAUUUCUACAGGACAACAACAAUCGCCAGAGAGAAGCAGAUCUUCCUCUGGGAUGAGGACCAGACCCGGGAGGUGAAGAGACCCCAAUUUGUGCAAGCCCAGUCUGACUUCUUUGCCCAUGAGGGCUCCCAGCUGCCCUUCCUCCGCGGGGACAUCAUUGAGGUCCUGGACUGUCCCGACUCCAACUGGUGGCAGGGGAAGAUCUAUGGGCGCAUCGGCUUCUUCCCUCGGAACUACGUCCACCCCAUACGCAAGUGA